CUUUUUGUUUUCAAAGUUUAGUUGGGUUUCUUUUUUGAAUUUACCCUUUAAAUUACUUUAAACGAAUGUGUUUAAAUAUGAUCGAGACGAGAGUAUAGUCGUAGAUUUUUUACCUGUCUCUAGUUUGUAAAGUAAAAUAAAAUCUUGAUAAAAUGCGUUUAUCCAAAACUAUAGUGAAAGUUUUUGGAAGUUGUUGUUUAAGCACCUUUACAAUGGAAAUAUUAAUGUUCAAGACGCCAAAUAGUGCGAAUCUAAUCACUUUCCUCCAAUUCUUCUUUAUUUCUUUACAGGGUUUUAUAUUUACUACUAAAUGUGGAUCAAUCACACCGAAAAUACCUCUUAAACAAUAUGCAAUACUCACUGGUUUGUUUUUUAUAACACAUGUUUCCAACAACUAUGUUUAUGCAUUGCAUGUUCCUUCUACAUUACACAUGAUAAUACGGUCUGCUUCUUCUCCAGUUGGCAUGCUAGUCUACUGUAUUAUGAAGCAGCAAUCACCUAAACUAUCAAACGCUCUAGGUUCAAUUCUUAUAAGCAUUGGCAUUGGUCUUGCUAUGUAUGGUGGAACACCAACCGGUGAAAACAGAGGAAAUUUGUUCUAUUGGUGUAUUGGUGUCUCUAUUCUUUUAAGUACACUGGUCACAGGAGCUCUAACUGGACUUCAACAAGAAACAUUAUUUAGAAAAUUUGGAAAACAUCCAGAUGAAAUGAUGUUUUACACACAUGCAAUUGGUUUACCAUUCUUCAUAUCAAUGUAUCCACAUCUUCAGAAUACAGCCUUAAAUCUUCCAUGGGAUAUUUGGAUUCUCAUAUCCUUGAAUACUGUAUUCCAAUUUUAUUGCACGCAUUCUGUUCAUGAGCUGGCUACUAAAGAGACUUCUGUUACAGUUACAUUUAUACUAACUCUUAGAAAGUUUAUCUCAUUGUUGAUAUCUUCAAUAAUUUUCAAGAACAACUUGACUUUAUUACAUGUUAUAGGUACUAUAUUUGUGACUGCUGGUACUUGUAUAUAUUUUGAGUUUUUUUCUUAUCAUAAGCAGAGACCAGUUAAUUAUAAAAGUGAUUAUAAGAAGUUGUAGAUGACUCAUGAACAAUCGAUAUUGAAGCAAUUUUGAAAUAAAUGUAUUUUUGAUUGACAAAAAGAAGACACCAUUUUCUUGUUUAUUCAUUGCAA
This is a messenger RNA of Diatraea saccharalis (sugarcane borer), 1174 nucleotides long. Lineage: Eukaryota; Metazoa; Arthropoda; Insecta; Lepidoptera; Crambidae. The record is from the annotation of a GenBank genome assembly.